UUUGCCGGCAUUAGAAGAAAAGAUGACUUCUUUUUCUUGUUGGCGAUCAAUUCCCACGGUUGAUAGAAUUAGCGACAUGCCGGAUUCAAUACUCAGUCAUAUUCUCUCUUUUCUCCCAACCAAACUUGCUGUAACCACAACUAUACUUUCUAAGAGAUGGAAACCGGUAUGGCGCUCGGUGUUCACUCUUGAUUUUGACGACAAAACCUUCCCAGACUUCAACAGCUUUCGCAGAUUUGUUGACUUAGCCAUGUUCCGGUUGCGAGACAAAAAAACUGAUAUCUAUUCGUUUACCUUCAAAUUAAGUCACUCUUCUCGCUUCGACCAAAGACAAUUUGAUAGAAUUCUUAAAUUUGUGAUGGAAAGAGGAGUCAAGAAUCUUAAGUUCAACAUGACUGAUAAACAGCGUUCUAUCAAUUUACCUCCUCGCAUUCUUAGUUGUAAGACUCUUCAGAUUCUUACGUUGGGAAACUUACUUAUUAAAAAAUUUGAUAAAGUGGAUUUUCCUCUUGUCAAAACUCUUCAUUUGGAUAGAGUUUUUUUCACACCUCCUCAAUGUUUUGUGAAGUUUAUAUACGGUUUUCCUAUUCUAGAAGAUUUGAAUACAAAAUCAUUUCUAUUAAGUUCGCCGGAGUUGUUUGAUGAUCCAGCAGUAAAGUUGAAUGCUUUACUUAAUUUGGCCAAAGUAAGGAUUUGUUAUGGUAUGGAUGAUAUGAUGACUUUGUUUUGCAAGGCAAAGAUUUUGCAUCUAGAACAGAUGUGUGGGUGGAAUUUGAAAAGACUUCCCAUGUUUCACAAUUUGACCCACAUGGAACUUGAUCAGAUGUACAUUGUGAUCCUAGCAAUACUCCCACAUUUCCCCAAUCUUCAACAUUUUAUCAUCCAGUGUGCAAGGAGGGGUAAAGGUUUUUGGAAGUAUCCACCCACUGUUCCAGAUUGCCUUUCAUCACAGCUCAAAACUUGUUGCGUUAGAAGUUACAUAGGCACAGAAUACGAGUUCAAAUUUGUAAAAUAUAUUAUGCAGCAUUCAAACGUACUCGAGACCAUGACAAUUCAGAGUACCUGCCUUGAAAAUGACCGAAUGAAACUGAAAUUAUCUUCAUGCACAAGGGGCUCUACAACAUGUAAACUUCUAUUUGAUUGAGGAUGACAGUUACGCCAUGUUUUUGAAGAACAUGUAUUUGUGAUUCAUGAAAGAUUUUUUUUGGGAGUUUUAUCUAUUGUAUGGUAUGGUCCGGUUGUUGGUUCUAUGAAUAGUGAUAAAACAUAAAACUAUGAUAUAUUUUGAGUUUUAAUUGAUUGCUUGAAACAUGAAAGAAAUCCAAGUUUUGCAUCAGACUAAAGAACUUGUUCAUUGAAACAGUUCUGUAUGAGAGAAUAGGAUAUUAAGUCUAAUUCAUAUGCUUGUCUAUGUAGGCACAUGAAUAAUUUGUUGUAUGCCUCACUUUAUUUCUGUUUUGGGUUGUAAAGGCUUGCUUGAAUCAAUUUAAUUGGAUACUAUGUCUUAUAAGAAUUUUCAAAGCUUUUGGAUGGUUUAUUAAUCCUUUUACUGCUAAAAGCCUUAUGUUAAGUGGGUAAUUGAGUUCUUUCUAGCAACUGCUACAAAGUUGUCUGAGCUUGGUCUUGGUUUGAUUUCUGAUAUGUUAUUAUUAUUUUGAUUUAGCAAUUGGCCAUAAUUUAUACUCUUUCUGAUAGACUCACUUGGACUAAGGUAUAUGCUACAAGUCUCAACACAUAUAUAUGGCUGGCUAUGAUGCAUUGUAAUGAAAUUGGCUAUAACUGGAUGGUUCAUUAGCUUUAGUUUUUUAUUUCUUGUGAAUUUGUAGCCAUGUCAUACUGAAAAUACAAGAUUAUAAUUUUAAGAAAUAGGUCAUUGUUAAUAUUGUAGCUGAAUUGGAAAACAUUUAACAUGGUUUGUUCUAUAAAACAGCCAGCAUUUAUUUUACAACACAGACAAUUCCUCAAGCUUUGGAAAAAAUGCACUGUUUCAUUUUAUUUUUAAUCUCCUUUCAUUUUACUAUUUUAGUAAAUUUCAAUAAAGCAGUACUUUUUAUUACAAUACUUGUAAUUGGGUACAUUAUAGUUGCUCACUGAUGGUAAUCUAUGAUUGUAAUUCAUAACUUUUUCUCGGUUGUUACUAAGGAGAAAGACUUGUUUGGACAUAGGCUUUUAAACACAUCACUUAGGCACCCACACACAAAAGUAUAUUUC
Molecule: messenger RNA, 2211 nt
Organism: Medicago truncatula (barrel medic)
Lineage: Eukaryota; Viridiplantae; Streptophyta; Magnoliopsida; Fabales; Fabaceae
Product: FBD-associated F-box protein At5g56370
Exons: 3
Coding region: 23-1144 (373 amino acids)
Molecular function (GO): protein binding
Source: RefSeq, a predicted model, not a curated record